GCAUAGGCUGCCGGAGAGAACUCACGAAGAAGACGCCGAGCCGGCGAACAAGAGGAAGAAGAAGAAGCAGACGGCGAGGACGAGGGGGAGGAUACAGGACUGACACCAUGGCGGGCAGCAGACUGGAGAGGGUCGGAACCGUCUUCACAAGGGUUCGAGACCUGAUGCGCUCCGGAGUGAUGAAGCGGUCCCAGAAACCCCUGUGGUACGACGUCUACGAGGCCUUUCCUCCCAAGAGGGACCCCGUCCACGUCCGGCCCCUCGGCAGACCCCUGCCCAGCAGGCUGGAGAACGUCCCGGAGAUCUUCUACCGGGAGGACGCAGUCAGAGCGAGGUUCUACGAGCAGUACGGGACGGGUCCUCGGCCUUUCGAUCUCUCCAGGUCCAACUUCGUGUCCACGUGUCAGAGGUUUGUUAAUAAGUACACGGAGCUGGAGAAGCAGAGCGACCUGGACCAGCAGGUUCUGUUCCUGGAGACGGCCAAGGCUCUGCUGGCAGAGGGGGUGGUCCUGAAGAGGAGAACAGCACUUCCUGUGGAGGAGUCCAGGGAGCCGGCGUUGGAGCUGAACCCCUCAGACGUGGCGGCUGAGCAGAGUCCAGCCGACUCUCAGCAGAAGUGAUGGACCGGUGGAGAGUCCAGGCCCCCACUACCGCUGCAUCACGGUGGUGGGGGCCUGGAGUGGAGCUGCUCCCUAGAAACAUCCUCUGGAAACUUCUGGCCGACAGGACACGCCCCCUGGUCUGCACGCCCCGCCCCUGGUCUGUAGGCCCCGCCCCCCAAGGGCCCGCCGUUGUUCAAACCUGGAACUGCAGGGUAUCCUGACCGGUUUGUUGUGGUUUUAUCUUAUGAACACUUGAUGGAAAAUUUUUACUUCUGACAAAUAAAGUCAUGAAACAAAGA
Molecule: messenger RNA, 901 nt
Organism: Cololabis saira (Pacific saury)
Lineage: Eukaryota; Metazoa; Chordata; Actinopteri; Beloniformes; Belonidae
Gene: mrps23
Product: mitochondrial ribosomal protein S23
Exons: 5
Coding region: 108-620 (170 amino acids)
Biological process (GO): translation
Cellular component (GO): ribosome; mitochondrion
Molecular function (GO): structural constituent of ribosome
Source: RefSeq, a predicted model, not a curated record